GGAAGCCCCCGCGCUCCCCCGCUGGGCUGUCGACAUGAAGGGCUGCUUCCGCGUGCUCUGCUGCCUGGCCGUGCUGGGUGUCGUGUCGGCUCAGCGGCAGGUGGCCGUACAGGAGGGACCUUUGUUUCGCACCGAGGGCUCCCAUGUCACCAUCUGGUGCAAUGUGAGCGGCUUCCAGGGCCCUUCUGAGCAGAAUUUCCAGUGGUCCAUCUACCUGCCGUCGGCCCCCGAGCGUGAGGUGCAGAUCAUCAGCACCGUGGACUCCUCCUUCCCCUAUGCCAUCUACACACAGCGCGUCCGUGGGGGCAAGAUCUACGUGGAGCGCACCCAGGGCAACGCGGUGCUGCUGCACAUCACUGACCUCCAGGCCCGGGACGCCGGCGAGUACGAGUGUCACACGCCCAGCACUGAUGACCAGUACUUUGGGAGUUACAGUGCCAAAACAAACCUCGUGGUGAUCCCCGACACUCUACAGACCACUGCCGUGCCCCAGUCGCUGCACAAGGUAGAGCAGGACCCUUUAGAGCUGACCUGUGAGGUGGCCACGGAGACUGUCCAGCACAGCCACCUGUCAGUGGCCUGGCUCCGGCAGAAGGGCAACGACAGGCCCGUGGAGGUCAUCGCCCUGGCCCGGGACUUCGUCCUGCAGUCCAGCAGCGAGUAUGCGCAGAGGCAGAGCCUGGGCGAGGUGCGGCUGGACAAGCUGGGGAGUACCACCUUCCGCCUCACCAUCUUCCACCUGCAGCCCUCCGACCAGGGCGAGUUCUACUGCAGAGCUGCCGAGUGGAUCCAGGAUCCUGAUGGCUCGUGGUACGCCAUGACGCAGAAGCGUUCCGAGGGCACCGUGGUCAACGUCCAACCCACUGACAAGGAGUUUCUGGUGCGGCUGGAGACCGAGAAGCGGCUGUACACUGCCGGCGAGGCGGCCGAGUUCAGGUGCAUCCUGGAGGCGCAGAAUGUCCCUGAUCGCUACUUUGCCGUCUCCUGGGCCUUCAACAGCUCGCUGAUCGCCAGCAUGGGGCCCAACGCAGUGCCAGUGCUCAACAAUGAGUUCGCCCACCGGGAGGCGCGGGGCCAGCUGAAAGUGGCCAAGGAAAGUGAUGGCGUCUUUGUGCUGAAGAUCUACCACCUCCGCCAGGAGGACAGUGGGAAGUACAACUGCCGAGUGACCGAGCGGGAGAAGACAGUCACGGGUGACUUCAUCGACAAGGAGAGCAAGCGGCCCAAGAACAUCCCUAUUGUCGUUCUGCCAAUCAAGAGCAGCAUCUCCGUGGAGGUCGCCAGCAACGCCAGCGUCAUCCUGGAGGGCGAGAACCUGCACUUCUCCUGCAGUGUCCGCACGGCGGGCCGGCCCCAGGGCCACUUCUCGGUCAUCUGGCAGCUUGUGGACAGGCAGAACCGCCGCAGCAACAUCCUCUGGCUGGACCGCGAGGGCUCCGUGCAGUACGGCGCCGCCUACUGGGAGCGCAGCCGCUUUGGAGGCAUCCAGCUGGAGCAGGUGCAGCCCGGCGCCUUCAGCCUGGGCCUCUUUGGCAGCAGGAAGGAGGACGAGGGCCAGUACGAGUGCCACGUGACGGAGUGGGUGCGGGCCGUGGACGGCGAGUGGCAGGUGGUGGGGGAGCGCCGCGCCAGCACCCCCAUCUCCAUCACAGCUCUUGAGACGGGCUUUGCAGUCACGGCCAUCUCCCGGACGCCGGGGGUCACCUACAGUGACUCCUUCGACUUGCAGUGCAUCCUCAAACCCCACUAUCCCAUCCGGGUGCCCGUGUCGGUGACGUGGCGCUUCCAGCCGGUGGGCACCCUCGAAUUCCACGACCUGGUGACCUUCACACGGGACGGAGGCGUGCAGUGGGGGGAUCGCUCUUCCAGCUUCCGGACACGGACGGCCAUUGAGAAGGCCGAGUCCAGCAACAACGUGCGUCUGAGCAUCAGCCGAGCCAGUGACACUGAGGCGGGCAAGUACCAGUGCGUGGCGGAGCUGUGGCGCAGGAACUACAACCACACCUGGACGCGGCUGGCCGAGCGCGCCUCCAACCUGCUGGAGAUCAGGGUGCUGCAGCCAGUGACCAAGCUGCAGGUGAGCAAAUCCAAGCGGACCCUCACGCUGGUGGAGAACAGGCCCAUCCAGCUGAACUGCUCCGUCAAGUCCCAGACCAGCCCCAACUCCCACUUCGCAGUGCUGUGGUACGUGCACAAGCCCUCGGACGCCGACGGCAAGCUCAUCCUCAAGACCACACACAACUCCGCCUUCGAGUACGGCACCUACGCCGAGGAGGAGGGCCUUCGCACCCGCCUGCAGUUCGAGAGACACGCCUUUGGGGGCCUGUUCAGCCUCACCGUCCAGCGGGCCGAGGUCAGCGACAGCGGCAGCUACUACUGCCACGUGGAGGAGUGGCUGCUGAGCCCCAACUACGCCUGGUACAAGCUGGCCGAGGAGGUGUCAGGGCGCACAGAGGUCACCGUGAAGCAGCCAGACAGCCGCCUGAAGCUUAGCCAAGCCCAGGGGAACCUGUCGGUGCUGGAGACGCAGCAGGUACGGCUGGAGUGCCUGGUCCUGAACCGCACGAGCGCCGCUUCACAGCUCCUGGUGGAGUGGUUCGUGUGGAAACCCAACCACCCCGAGCGGGAGGCCGUGGCCCGCCUGGGCCGGGAUGGCACCUUCCACUAUGGGGAGCAGGCAGCCAGGAACCGCCUACAGGGCCGACUGCAUGUCGAGAGCCCGGCCCCCGGCGCCUUCCGCCUCCUGGUGCAGAACGUGGCCGUGCAGGACUCGGGCACCUACAGCUGCCGUGUGGAGGAGUGGCUGCCCAGCCCCAGCGGCCGCUGGUACAAGCGGGCAGAGGACACAGCGGGGCAGACUGCCGUCACCAUCACACGGCCAGCUGCUGCCCUGCAGGUAGACAUGCUCGUGGCCAACACCACGGUGCCGGAGCAUGCGGAGUUCCAGCUUGACUGCCACGUCAUGUCGCGCUCAGGCCAGGACUCCCGCUUUUCCGUGGCCUGGUACUCCCUGCGGACAAAAGCCGGAGGCAAGAGGGGCGGCCAGGGCCUGGAGGAGGCAAGCGAGGAAGAGGAGGAGGAGGAGAAGGACAAGGAGGAGGAGGAGGACCCCACCGAGCGCACAGCCCUGCUGAGUGUGGGCCCAGACUCUGUCUUCGGGCCCGAGGGCGGCCCCUGGGAGGGGCGGCUGCGACUCCAGAGGCUCUCUCCGCUGCUCUUCCGCCUCACCGUGCUGCACGCCAGCCCCCGGGACACAGGAAACUACUCCUGCAGGGUGGGCGAGUGGCUGCCCAGCCCCCAGAAGGACUGGUACCAGCUGACCCAGGAGGAGUCGGCCCCCGUGAGCAUCCGCGUGCUGGACACAAGUUCCAGCCUUCAGUCUGUGAUCUGCUCCAAUGACGCCCUCUUCUACUUUGUCUUCUUCUACCCCUUCCCCAUCUUCGGCAUCCUCAUCAUCACCAUCCUGCUGGUACGCUUCAAAAGCCGCAGCUCCAGCAAGAAUUCAGAAGGGAAGAACGGGGUGCCCCUACUGUGGAUCAAAGAGCCACAUCUCAACUACUCUCCCACCUGCCUGGAGCCCCCCGUGCUCAGCAUCCACCCAGGAGCCAUCGACUAGGGGCCCAGGGUAUCUCCACUGAGAAGCUGAGGCUCUCCCUUGCCUGUUCGGUGUGGGGUGGGCACGCACAGGACCCCCACACUUGCGUGCCCCCACA
Messenger RNA from Sorex fumeus (smoky shrew), 3713 nucleotides. It is a transcript of the gene IGSF3, whose product is annotated as immunoglobulin superfamily member 3. The record is from RefSeq and is a predicted model, not a curated record. The coding region runs from base 35 to 3616 and encodes 1193 amino acids. The transcript is spliced from 10 exons. Lineage: Eukaryota; Metazoa; Chordata; Mammalia; Eulipotyphla; Soricidae.